AUGGGUGGUAAUAAACAACAUCAUCAAGCAUGUAUUCAAUGUGCAGGUGUCAGAUUUUCAAAAGAUGAAUUUGGAUUUUUAGAAUGUGAUAAUUGUCAUACACGUGUUGAAGGUUAUUUUACACAAGAAGUUGAAGAAUUUGAAAAUGGUGGUGGAUAUAAAACUGGUUCAUAUAAAAGAGUUUGGACACAAGAGGUUUUAGAUGCAAUGAAUCAAAAAAAGUUAAGACAAAAAGAUAAUCGUUAUUACAUUUUACAAAAUUUAUUAAAAAUUCAAGUCACCUCAUUAAUUAAAGACCAUGGUUACAAUGAGCAAUUAUAUCAAGUUACUGGUGAAUUAUGGUUUAAAUUAUUAGAUAAAUUCAGUCAAGAUUUUGAGGGUUCAUCAUCAACUACAUCAUCAUCAUCAUCGACUACAUCAACAUUUGGUAUUAUAAAUUAUCCACCACCAUUUAUAACAUUAUCAAUUUGCUAUUUAGCAUGUGUUUAUUUAAGAGAGCCAGUUAUAAUUAGUGAUUUCAUAUCGUUGGCGCAAAGUGGUAAGAUUGCAUCAUUCACUAAUGAGACGACGUGGAGUUUUUCAUGGUCAAAUUCAAAUUCAACAUUUAUCAAUUUUGCCAGAAUUUCAGAUGACAUUUGUAAAUAUUUAAACUUUUUACCAAGUUCAAAUAUACCAUUAUUGUUACUUCGAUUUUGUACAGAAUUAAAAUUACCAAAAUCAAUACUAAAUCUAUCGAAUCAAUUAUACAAUUUGAUUUUAAUACCAUUCAAAUUGUUUAGAAAGAAAUCACCAAAUUCAACCUUAUCAAAAAUUUAUGAAAAUAUUUUAUUACCUUCAAAUUCUGAUUUAUUAUGUGUUUCAAUUAUAAUGUUAAUUUUAAAAUCAAAAUUUAAUUUAUUUGAUCGUCAAUAUAAUUUUAAUAAUAGUUCUGGUUCAAAUUAUAAUAAUAAUAAUAAUACUUUAAAUGAUAAUAAUAAUAAUAAUAAUAAUAAUAAUGAAAUUAAUAAUGAAUAUGAUAUUAAUAAUAUUGAUAAAAAUUAUAAUAAAGAAAAUUCAAUUGAAAGAUUAGAAUUUUUAAAAAAAUUAAUAAAUAAUAAUAAUUUUAAUAGUGAAAAUAGUGAAAAUAGUGGUAUUAGUGAAGAAAGAAUUAAAGAGGAGGUUGAAAAGAUGGAGCUUGAGAAUUGGUUAUAUGGUGUUAUUUAUAAUUUACCAAAGAAUGAAUUUUUAUCAAAACAAGAUACAUGGAGUUUAAAUAUUCAAGAUUUUAAAGGUAUACCUAAAUUAAAACCUUCUUCAAUUAGAAGAUUAAUCACUGACCAAAUUCAUUCAAAAUAUGAUAGUUUGAGUGAUAAAUAUCAAAAUUUAAAUAAUAAUAAUAAUAAUAAUAAUAAUAAUAAUAAUAAUAAUAAUAAUAAUAAUAAUAUUGGUAAUGCUAUUAAUAAUAUAAUUAAGGAUGAUGAAGGAACUUUAAAUGAAAAAAUAAUAUUAAAAGUUAAAAAAUCGACAACAAAGGUUUCAACACCUUCAAAAUCUAAAAAAUCAUCAUUAUCAUCAUCAUCAUCAUCAUCAUCAUCAUCUGCUGACCCAACAAUUUUAUUACCAAAAGUUAGAAAUAUUAGAAAUGCUAAAUCAAUUAAUAGGAGUGUAAAUGGAUUGGAUUAUUAUUUUUGGGUCGAACAAAUUUAUUUCCACCAAGUCAAAAAUCUGUCUUCUCCAAAGGAACAGGAAAAAGAAUUGGAUAAUAAUAAUAAUAUUAAUAAUAAUAAUAAUGGUGAACAGAAAUUUAAAUUAAAUGAAAGAAUACCGAUAAAUAAAAUAUUCAGAUAA
Dictyostelium discoideum AX4 is the source of this 1827-nucleotide messenger RNA. RefSeq lists its product as hypothetical. Gene Ontology annotation, cellular component: RNA polymerase I core factor complex; nucleolus. Lineage: Eukaryota; Evosea; Eumycetozoa; Dictyosteliales; Dictyosteliaceae. The record is from RefSeq and is a predicted model, not a curated record. The coding region runs from base 1 to 1827 and encodes 608 amino acids. The transcript has 2 exons. Gene Ontology annotation, biological process: transcription by RNA polymerase I; RNA polymerase I preinitiation complex assembly. Gene Ontology annotation, molecular function: RNA polymerase I core promoter sequence-specific DNA binding.